This is a messenger RNA of Racocetra persica, 542 nucleotides long. Lineage: Eukaryota; Fungi; Glomeromycota; Glomeromycetes; Diversisporales; Gigasporaceae. The record is from the annotation of a GenBank genome assembly.
GUGAUAAACAAAAGAAAGAUUCAAGUCAAUGGUUUUCUGUGCAAUGUCAGUUUGAUUUAAUUUUAUCAAUAAAUAGAUUUCUUGGAAUCGUAGAAUAUGUACUUACUAAUUGGCCAGGUACUAUAAUUCAACCAAGAAGACUAUCUCAAGAUAUGCUUGAAGGUUUAUUCGGAUCAAUUAGAGAAAUGGCUGGUGACUCUUCCACAUAUACGGUUCAAUCCUACGGAUAUGCAAUGAACAAGUUAACAAUUAUAAUACAAAUGACAUCAGAAAUACAAAGCUUGAAUUAUGGUUUAGCUGAUGGUUCAGGCUAUUAUCGAACAACUGUAAAACCUAACAAGCAAAAUUUAGAAGUAUAUAAUCAACAUAAAAUCCAAAUUGAAAUGCUCCCUACUUUCAGCUACCAAAUAUUUCAAGAACUUCUUAAUGAUGAUCUAGUAAUAGUCAAAUACAGCUGCCGCUAUCUUCAAAUAAUGAAAAAUAGCGUAGAGAAUCUUUUGGUAACUUGGUCUAAAAAUAUUCAUCAAAUGGCAUUAGAUUCA